Messenger RNA from Ziziphus jujuba (common jujube), 1020 nucleotides. RefSeq lists its product as uncharacterized. The transcript has a single exon. Lineage: Eukaryota; Viridiplantae; Streptophyta; Magnoliopsida; Rosales; Rhamnaceae. The coding region runs from base 1 to 1020 and encodes 339 amino acids. The record is from RefSeq and is a predicted model, not a curated record.
AUGAACCACUUCUUGGAGGUGAUUUUGCGAGACUCCUGCUUCAUCUUCGAGCUCUUCUUGAGAAACUUCGAAAAUCGGCUUCACGAUAAGAAGCCAGAGGAUAUAACUGACUAUAUAUUGAGAACACCAUGGCUGAUCAAAUGUAUAGAGCUGGACUUGAUAAUGCUGGAAAAUCAGCUACCAUAUUUUGUUUUCACCGAACUAUUCGACUUCAUCCUCGAAAACCAGCCGCAGAAUUUGAAUAACAUCCCUCCUUUUCUAUCCAAAAGCCAAAGCGAAAGUGAACGCCACCAUUUCAUUAUGAAGAUGACCUGCGAAUUCUUCAGUUAUUAUUACUACUUGUAUGGAAAAGUAACAACAUCUGAUUCGUUGGAAUCCGACGAAAUGCAACGCUUCAAGGACAUCAAAUAUUUCACUGAUUUGGUCAGGCAGUUCAUGCGUCCAAGUAAUUAUGUUCCUAGUUCUGAAUAUGCCAACUGUCGCCAUAGUGCAAAGGAACUAGACAGAGCAGGGGUGGACUUUGUGCCAUGUAGUAACAGGUUCUUAACUGACAUAAAGUUUAAUAAAAAGGGUAACAUAUUGGAGGUCCCUACAUUUGAGGUGACAGACUUCACAGAGUGCCUAAUAAGGAAUGUCAUGGCGUUGGAGCAGUGUCUUUAUCCUUUUGAGGCUCAAAUCUGCAAUUAUAUUUCCCUGCUUGAUCAACUUAUCAACACCGAUGAAGAUGUGAAAUUGCUGGUUAAGAAGAAGGUUGUUGCUAACUGGCUAGGCAGCAAUGAUGCCGUUGCCCACUUGAUUAACACGCUUUGCGACGAAACUCUGUUUUCAAGUCCCUACUACGGUGAAAUCCGCAUACAACUUAACAAGGUUCACGAAAAUUUUUGGAAUGUUACCAAGGCAACACUGAAGAGAGUUUACUUCACGGAUAUUUGGACUGGCAGUUCUACUAUUGUCGCUGUUGUUGUUGUUAUAUUCUCAAUUUUUUCAGUCGCUUCCAACAUCAAGGAUUUGUUCUUCUAA